Molecule: messenger RNA, 1927 nt
Organism: Trifolium pratense (red clover)
Lineage: Eukaryota; Viridiplantae; Streptophyta; Magnoliopsida; Fabales; Fabaceae
Product: hydroxyisourate hydrolase-like
Exons: 12
Coding region: 142-1704 (520 amino acids)
Biological process (GO): carbohydrate metabolic process
Molecular function (GO): beta-glucosidase activity
Source: RefSeq, a predicted model, not a curated record
AAGGUAAUAUUCAAACCAGUUAAGUGCUCGACUGUUUAUUUCUUAUCCUCUAUGGGAAUGAAGUUCGGUAUUGUCUUUUUUUCCACACACCUAAAAAAUGGAACCACACAAUUGUUUGAGGAAUACCAGAAAACAUAGAAGAUGGAACAAGCAAAAUAUUUGAUCCUUGUUUUCUUUUUGCUUCUAAACUUGGCUGUAGCUUUAGGAGUGUUGUUGAGUAAUAAUGAUGAUGAUAACUAUAGCAGAUAUGAUUUCCCAAAUGAGUUUGUUUUUGGGUCAGGCACAUCUGCUUAUCAGGUAGAAGGAGCUGCUAAUGAAGAUGGAAGAACUCCUAGCAUUUGGGAUACCUUUGCUCAUGCUGGGUUUGCGCACGGAGGAAACGGAGAUGUAGCAUGUGACGUGUACCACAAAUACAAGGAAGAUGUGCAGCUCAUGGUUGAAACAGGCCUUGAAGCCUUUCGAUUUUCCAUUUCUUGGUCGAGAUUGAUACCAAAUGGGAGAGGACCUGUCAACCCGAAGGGAUUGCAGUACUACAACAAUCUCAUCAAUGAACUCAUUAACAAUGGAAUCGAACCACAUGUCACUCUACACAACUAUGAUCUCCCACAAGCACUUGAGGAUGAAUAUGGAGGAUGGCUUAGUCGUGAUGUCAUAAAAGACUUCACAAACUACGCAGAUGUGUGUUUUAGAGAGUUCGGCGAUAGAGUCAAGUAUUGGACUACUGUGAACGAGCCCAAUAUCUUUGCCUUAGGUAGUUAUGAUCAAGGAAUCACCCCACCUCAGCGAUGUUCUCCUCCAUUUUGUAUUAUAGAGAGCACUAAGGGCAACUCAACAUUUGAACCAUACUUGGUAGUUCAUCAUAUUUUGUUAGCACAUUCUUCAGCUGUGAGAUUGUAUAGAAGAGAGUACACGGAGGAACAACAUGGAUUUGUUGGUAUAUCUGUCUAUACAUUUGGGAUAGUUCCUCAUACAAAUACAGAGAAAGACAAGGCAGCUUGUCAACGUUUCCGCGAUUUUUAUCUCGGUUGGAUUAUGGAACCCUUGAUUCGCGGAGAUUAUCCCAAAAUUAUGAAGGCAAAUGCAGGUGCAAGAAUUCCGGCAUUUACAAGUCGUGAAUCCGAACAAGUUAAGGGUUCCUACGACUUUAUUGGCAUAAUUCACUACACCAAAUUAAAUGUCACAGACAAUUCUGAUGCGCUGAAGACAAAACUGAGAGAUUUCUAUGCAGACACGGCUGCAAAGCUACUCGGUCAAGAGGGUAUACUUACAGAGGACGAGUACCCUGUCGCACCAUGGGCUUUACGAGAAGUGCUGGAUAUAUUCAAGAUUUUUUAUGGCAAUCCAACUAUAUUCAUUCAUGAAAAUGGCCAACGGACAGCAAGCAAUGCAUCGCUCAAUGACGUAUCAAGGGUGAAAUAUUUGCAUGCAUACAUCGGUAGUGUGCUUGAUUCCUUGAGAAAUGGAUCAAAUAUAAAGGGAUAUUUUGCGUGGUCUUUCAUUGAUUCAUUUGAGUUGCUGGAUGGAUAUAAAUCAAUCUAUGGGCUGUACUAUGUCGAUAGGAAUGAUCAAGAGUUGAGAAGAUAUCGAAAGCUCUCUGCAAAAUGGUACAGCCAAUUUUUAAAGGGUACAAGAUCCGCUCUAGUUGGUGCUAUUGAACUCAAGAACGAUCCAUUGCUUGUUUCUGUUGAACUCAAGAAUGAAUAAUUUGUAUGCUUUAGUGUGGUGCUACAUAGUGGUGUUUCUUUUUAAAGUGUUUCAGUUUCUUAAGUUAGUUGGUAGUUGGUUGGGUGGUUAAGAAAUCUGUUAGUAAGCAGUUACUCAUUAUUAGAAGCAAUGUGCCGUCUAUUUGGGCAAUGUAGUACUAGUACAAUUUUCCAACUCAAAACUUAAUCAAUCACAACUUGAGCAACACCUAAAAUUUAUGGCA